GGGAACACAGAGUUCACUGAUCAGACUUCUCUGAACUUGACUUCUCCACAAAUAUUAAGGCAACCAGGACGAUGCAGCAGAUGGAGGUAGCGGAUUAUGUUAAUGAGAGACCAAGACGUGAGCAGAAACGCAGUGGGGAUGGAUAUCCAACAGGGAGAAGACUCUGUCAGCUGCUUUUCCUCGGCUUUGGCGUGCUGUGCAUUGUACAAGCCAUUCUCAAUGUUUCUCUACGCCUUACAGUGUCAUCGAGCAAGGAAUCAACCCACUCGGACUGCAACACAACUCAUUUUUGUGUCCAGAACAAUACAAAGAUGGUGCCAAAGGAUUGUGAGGGAAAGAGGCCUGACCACUGCAACAGAUUGCAAGAGAGGUUCAACGCCUUGACUGCAGAGAAAAACGAGCUUCAGAACAGAAACAAUGACCUCACCAACAGGUUGAGGAACGUGGAGGAGGAGAGAGACAGGCUGAAACAGAGGCUGGGGGUGCCGAGUGGUUGUGUGUCCUCUCAGCAGUGUCCUGCAGAUUGGAGUGAGAUUAACUCCAGUUGUUAUUUCCUCUCCACUGAGGAGAGGACUUGGGAGGACAGCAGGAAAUACUGUCAGAGUAAAGAUGCUGACCUGGUGGUGAUCAACAGCGAACAGGAGCAGAGGGCCUUGUACCGUCUGGAUGGGGAUGCUGACCUCUUGUUCUGGAUCGGUCUUAGUGACACAAAAGGGACCAACAGGUGGACAUGGGUGGAUGGAUCUGAGCUGACCAAAUCGUUUUGGCAGUCUGGACAGCCGGAUCUCAGUCCCACCAAGGUAGAGGACUGUGUGGAGAUGUAUCACCUCAACCCAGUCCAGGCCAACUGGAAUGACGCCCCCUGUCGAGUCCAGCGGCGCUGGCUGUGUGAGAGAGAGCUGUGUCCACGUGUGCGUAAUGUGUCCGUGGUUGAGCAGGAUAAAAAGAGAGAAAGAAAUCUAGAGCUAGAGAGAGAGGCUGAGAGAGAGAUGCUCCCAGAGAUGCAAUAAACUGGGCGACACCACUGCUCAGGAGCGUAUUAUUAUGUGUUUGUUCAUGCACGUGCAAAUGACUUAAUGUGCUUUUGCAUGCAGCAGAGCUAAGAUGUUCACAUUUGAAACCAUUCUGAAUAAAAACUGAUUGUCACAAUAAUAGAAAAAAUCAUCAGUGACAAACUGAAAUAUGGAAAUAUAAGCAAAUUUAAUUUAGAACUGAAGGCAACUAUGAAUUUGAUGUAUUUUAAACAAACUGUUAGCCAAUUUGUGCAGGUUGGCAAUACUUUUGGAGACUAUGGUAGUAUGCUUUGUGACGUACUUUGUAUUGCAUCAAGAUAUUUUGUGGCACUUUAUGUGCUAAAUCAUAUGUAUGUCAUACAUUGUUGCAAUGGUGUAGUGGUAGUCGAUGAGGUGGGUGUACUAUUAGGUAGAUGGAUGGAUGGGAUCAAAAUUAAUUACCAUAGACGUAGUAUUGUGCUUCCUCAUGUGUAUAAGGCUUCAUGGUACCUGAAGUUAACUGUGUCCUGGGAGUUUUCAUUUGUGUAUGAGAAGCUUGCUUUGUAGCUGUUCUCAUGACAUGUAUCAGUUAACUAGAGGCCUCCCUUUGCCUCCCUUUUCUGUGCACUUCUAAGUUUUAAUUAUAUUAUGUGACUGAAUCUGUGAUUCUUAGUCAGACCUACAGAGGACACUCCAGGGGCUCUAGUUUCCCGGGCGCGGCACAGGGUGGCGCAGGGUGGUGAACCCCGCGCAGAGCUAGUUUCGAGCAGCGCAACCCGAGACGCGCUCAGUUUGGUAGUUUGGCAGACCGAGGUGCACUGAGAUCGGUGUGGCGGCGCAGCAGGGGGAGGUGUCGACAGAUCCAGCUUGGUGCAGUGACAGUUUCGUGCCAAAAGGCUUCGCUGAAGGUGCGCUAAAAGCUCGCCAGCUGAAACCACGUCUACUGUCAGCACAGGGGGAGCGCAGCCGGUGUAAGCCGAAGUUUGGCUGAUGGGCGGACAGUGCGCACACGUCACCAAAACCUCACAGGCAGGUUUCCAGAAUAUCAGGCACAUUAACGAUGCAAUAAAUACCUACAAACCACUAUUCAAUGCAACUAUCUGCAAUCAGCACAUAAAUGUAUCUCUAUAUCGACUGUCCCGUCACAUCUGAUGUCAGAUCAAAGGGGAUUGGCACCGUUUGGCACGCGUAAUGGAAACCCAACCUGAUUUGAUUAACACAGCUGCAAACUAAUGAGUUCACAUCCCUCUCAGCCAACCACAAACAGCCACAGCAUCAGAUAGGGAGUAUAUAUUCAGCAUCUGUCAUCUUAGAAAAGUCAAAAGAAAAGAAACAGAGUGAGACUGCGAGAGAGAAAGAGAGAGCGCGCGCGCACGAGAGAAACGCAACAUUGAUUUACAAUUGUGGUGACCUCCUCCCAGGCUACCUUUGCAUCAUCAGCCCGUGGAGGUCUGCUCGCAGUUCCGUAUAUUCGGACACUGCGAGCUUGGACCUCCCGGACCAAAACAUCAGUUUCCUCCUGGGAGAAGUUUGGCCGUCUGACGCUGCUGCUCUCUUCUGCCAUGGCGAAUUGAGUAAACUCUCAUUACGCCUUCGCGCGGCGCAUUUAAGGGCGAGGAGAGGGGCUCAUUUGAUUGGUGUGAUGUGUGUAAAACCCACUCCACGCCUUCUUUCCUCCCUCUUUCCGACUUGCGCCGGUAGGAGGGACGGAGGUGGGAUAGAGGAGUAGCUGCGCCAGGCACACGGUGUGCCAAACUUACAAAAUCCGCCUGGCCACACCCAGUUGGCGAAGCGCAGGUGUGCUGCGCCCCCGCCUCGCCCGGUCUGCAAAACUAGAGCCCCUGUGUCUGAGCUCUCACCUUUCAUCUGAAAUAGACUCUGAAAUGACUCUGUUCUAACUCUUAUUAUUCUGUUUUUAUCACUUUAUUAAAUUACACAAAAGAC
Molecule: messenger RNA, 2936 nt
Organism: Epinephelus moara (kelp grouper)
Lineage: Eukaryota; Metazoa; Chordata; Actinopteri; Perciformes; Serranidae
Product: asialoglycoprotein receptor 1-like
Exons: 6
Coding region: 72-1010 (312 amino acids)
Source: RefSeq, a predicted model, not a curated record